This is a messenger RNA of Hydra vulgaris (swiftwater hydra), 1558 nucleotides long. The record is from RefSeq and is a predicted model, not a curated record. NCBI's taxonomy places the organism in Eukaryota, Metazoa, Cnidaria, Hydrozoa, Anthoathecata, Hydridae.
UCCUAGAAACAGGAACGAUUUCUCAUAAGAUAAGAACGAUUUCUUACGAGCACAUGUCUUAAUUACAAAACCUACUUUUUAAUCAUAGCAAACCGCAAUCAUCUGAGUUAAAAUAUAUAGAUUAGUUCAUAGUAUAGUUUAUUAUACUCAAAUUAAGUAUAGUUUUAUUUAUUUAAUGAAGAAAAUGGACCUUCAAAAAACCUACCCAAAUAGAAGACGUAAAAGUUCACCAUCAGUUCAAGAAAAGUUCUAUGAUAUUAGUUAUAAAGAAGAGGAUUUUCAAAAGAUUUUCAUAGAUAAUGUAAUUGGAUACGGAGUAUUUACAAAAAAAGAAUUCAAAGCUGGCGAUGCUUUACUUGAAUAUAAAGGUGAAACUAUUUCAAGAAAUGAAGCUAAACUACGCAGCCAAAAAUAUGCUAUGCAAAAUAAAGGAUGUUUUAUUUUUGAUCUUUAUUUGAAUAAUAAAAAAAUGAGCAUUGAUGCUACUGACUCACAAUGUUUGGGACGUUACAUUAAUGAUGCUCCUGAAAAAUUUUCAAAUUGUAUGCCAAAGACAUGCAUCAUAGAUGGAAAAGAAUGUCUCAUGUUAUUUGCUAAAAAGUAUAUUCCGAAAGAUACAGAGCUACGUUAUAAUUAUGGAGAUGGCUCUAAUCAAUGUUGGCGAAAAAAUAAAAAAUAUUUGCAACCUUUCACGAUUGAUGAUAUUAAAGCAUAUUUACAUGGAAAGGAUUUGCAAAGAAAAGUUUUUAUCACUCCAUCAAUGGUAUUUGCUUCACAAGGGUGUGAAUUUAAAAAGGUGUCGAAAAAAAAAGAGUUUUCAUCAAGCCUAACAUCUAGUAAUGAAUGCAAAGAAACUUUUAAAGACUUUAAUGCAAGUUCUGCUGCUUCACAAGUUGUUAGCUCUGAGGCUCAUAUUUUAAACUUAACAUCUAGUAAUGAAAUCCAAGAAACUUUUGUAGAUUUGGUUGCAGGUCCCGCUUUACAAGUUAUUAGCUCUGAUGCUCAAAUUUUAAAUUUAACAUCUAGUAAUGAAAUCCAAGAAACUUUUGUAGAUUUGGUUGCAGGUCCCGCUUUACAAGUUAUUAGCUCUGAUGCUCAAAUUUUAAACUUAACAUCUUGUGAUGAAUUCCAAGAAACUUUUGUAGAUUUUAUUGCAAGUCCUGCUGCUUUACAAGUUAUUAGCUCUGAAGCUCAAAUUUUAAAUUUAAUAUCUAGUAAUGAAUUCCAAGAAACUUUUGGAGAUUUGGUUGCAAGUCCCGCAUUACAAGUUAUUAGCUCUGAGGCUCAACUUUUAAACUUAACAUCUUGUGAUGAAUUCCAAGAAACUUUUGUAGAUUUUAUUGCAAGUCCUACUGCUUUACAAGUUAUUAGCUCUGAAGCUCAAAUUUUAAAUUUAACAUCUAGUAAUGAAUUCCAAGAAACUUUUGGAGAUUUGGUUGCAAGUCCAACUCAAAUUUUAAACUUAACAUCUAGUGUAGAAAGUAGUUUUCAAAAAUUUGUAACAAUUCCUGAAGUGUCAAAAAAAAAUUCCAAAGCUUCAGUUUUGAAUUUAGAUUAA